CCAUACAUUUGAUUAUUUAUUAUCAAGUCAGCUCUUUAAAAAUCAGCCUUUUACAAGUUUUUACAAAACAAGUUAUUACAAGUUAGGUUACUACAAAUCAAGUGUCUAUAAGUUAGAUUUUUACAAUUUUCUAGAAUUGAUUGUACUUAUUCGAAGAAAUAUGGAUCUUUUAACAUUUAUUGGGCUGAUCUAUGUUUGUUAUAUUCUUGCCAUUCUCAUUUAUCCUUGGUGCAUGGAUUGUAAUUUAGAACUUGCUUUAUUAAGCAAAUUUGGAAAAUCUAUUGAUACAUUGAAAGGUAAAGUUGUCUGGAUAACUGGAGCUUCCAGUGGAAUUGGAGAACACUUAGCAUACGUAUUAGCAAAAGCUGGAUGUAAAUUAAUAUUAUCUGCUAGAAGAGAGUCACUAUUACAAAAUGUUAAGAAAGUUUGUUUACAAGAAAAUGCUGACUUGAAAGACGAUGAUGUGCUAGUACUUACAUUAGAUGUUUGUAAUAUGAACUUACAUCAGGAAGCAUUUGAUACAAUUAUUAAACAAUUUGGCAAGCUUGACAUAUUGAUUAAUAAUGCAGGACGAAGUCAAAGAGCACAUUGGGAAAAUAUUGAGCUAAGUGUGGAUAGAGAAAUAUUUGAAUUGAAUGUGUUUUCAUACUUAUCAUUAUCUCGUAUAGUAAUGAAAUAUUUCUUACAAAAUAAUCUCGGUCAGAUUAUAGUUAUAUCUAGUUUAAGUGGAAUUUUUCCAGCUCCUUACUCAGCAAGUUAUACUGGUAGCAAAUACGCAUUGCAUGGUUAUUUUGAUUCCUAUCGUGUAGAAAAAUAUGGCAAAAAUUUUCCUUCUGUCACUAUAAUAUGCCCUGGACCAAUUCAAACAAACUUUCUAGCAGAAGCUUUCACAGAAAAAUCAGGAGAGAAAUUUGGAAUAGAAACAGAUAAAGCCAGUAAUAAGGUUAGCGCAGAACGUUGCGCUGAUUUAUCAGCAUUUGCAAUCGCAAACAAAGUUUCUGAGGCAUGGAUUUCACAACCGUCUAUAUUAUUCGUGGCAUAUUUAAUAAAAUAUUUUCCAAAUAUGGGUGAAUGGUUUAUAAAGUUCAUGGGUAAACAAUAUUUAAAGAAGCUACGAGAUGCCAAAAAUGCAAAUAAAUUGUAACAAUUGUUUGGAUUUUUUAAUGCAUAAUAUGCAAUAUAUUAUUUUUAUAAAAAUAAAAGGAUUAUAUUAUGUAUAAUAUGAUAUUAUGUA
Vespa mandarinia (Asian giant hornet) is the source of this 1234-nucleotide messenger RNA. Its product is annotated as dehydrogenase/reductase SDR family member 7. Lineage: Eukaryota; Metazoa; Arthropoda; Insecta; Hymenoptera; Vespidae. Gene Ontology annotation, molecular function: oxidoreductase activity. The record is from RefSeq and is a predicted model, not a curated record.